AUGGGCCGGCUCGACCGGAGUGAUACCACGGCCUCACAGGAAAUCAGGUGGACACAGCCUUUCUGUGUGUUUCGCCGAAUGUCAGGCCGUGAAGGUGGCAAGAAGAAGCCGCUGAAGGCUCCCAAGAAAGAAGCAAAAGACCUAGAUGAGGAUGACCUAGCCCAUAAGCAAAAACUAAAGGAACAGCAGAAGGCUUUACAGGAGGCAAAAGCAAAGGCCUCACAAAAAGUUGAUCUACACACGAUGAACUUCAUAAGAAAAUUAUUUAUCGGUAAAAAUGCUUCUCCAACCACGAUCACUCCAAACACUGUAGAAACGCAAGGAAUAACAGACGAAAAUUCACACUCUGAUAUUAAUUCAAACGUUCUUGAUACAAAUUCGACACAAAAUUAUAUUGAAGGUGAAAUCAAUAUUGUUAAUAUUGCAGUCGAACAUAAUAUUUCUGAAGAUGAUAUUAAUGAAUUAGAUUGUGAUAAAACAUUCCAUAAUCUAACCAGUGUGCCUCCUAUGGAAGUAAUUUGUGAUACCGAUGUUUGUAAAGAAAUUAACAAUAAUAGUGUUGCUUGCAAAAUUAAUGAAAAUUCGGAUAUUGUAACUAAUAUUUGUGAAGAGAAUUUACAUGAAAAUGAUGUAGAAUCAAUUCAAAAUGUCCGGAAUGAUAAUCAAAUAAUAGAAAUUAAUAAUCCUAAUGCUAUUGAUGUGGUAGAUUUGCAACUAAAAGAAUUUGAAGAAGUCUUAGAAAACAUUGAUGAUUUGCUUACAACAAACAAUUUAGAAACUCAAUGUAGUUUAAAUUCAAACGAAAUUGACGAGAUUUUAAAAGAGAUUGAUACUGCAAAUGAAGAUUUGCAUGAUGAAAUUAAUAACAAUAGCAUUUCUGAUGAAACGAACGCAAAUAACAAUUCAGAUGAAAAGAAAAUUUCAAAUAAUAACGAAAUACUCGAUGUUAUUUCAAUAAAUUCGUCUAUUAAUGAAGACAUACUUCGAAAUGAAGAAACAAAAGAACCAAUAACGCUAAUCAGUGAUUCAGACGAUUCAGAAUCAUGUGACGGCUAUCAUUCGUCAGAUUUUGAAUUUAUAUCUGAAACUGAAGCCAGAAUGGACGGAUUUAUCAUCAAUUUUAGACAAAAUGGACCUUCUGAAAUUCUAGAACCAUUUAAUGAGUACCCAUGUCAAUUCGCUGAUGAGUUAUUUGGAGAAUCAGAUCCAGGCGAAGGUACUAGCUCCCAAAACAGGUCCAGAAAUGAAUUCGAAGAUAGAAGUUAUAGAGACAGUCAUCAAAUUCCUGAAGGAGAGAAUUAUUACCAAUUGUUUCAAGGGUUAUAUAAUCCUGUUAUGGCUGUUUCGGAAAUUUAUUUUUUGGAAAACAAGUCUGUUAGGACUUCAGCUAUGAAUAGUCAGUAUGAUGGGAUGGGAUUUGAUAAGCAGUUGGCUCUGAGGAGGCACCAGCCUGAUAGCUCGGAAGAUGAAUUUGCUGACGAUGCAAAAGAGACGGCUGGAAAGAUUUUAAACAUGUAUCCGAGAGAGAAUAGAAAAAGAAGAAGGCGACGCUAAACAAAUAUAAAUUAGUUUUUU
Spodoptera exigua (beet armyworm) is the source of this 1575-nucleotide messenger RNA. NCBI's taxonomy places the organism in Eukaryota, Metazoa, Arthropoda, Insecta, Lepidoptera, Noctuidae. The record is from the annotation of a GenBank genome assembly.